Entamoeba dispar SAW760 is the source of this 420-nucleotide messenger RNA. RefSeq lists its product as uncharacterized. Lineage: Eukaryota; Evosea; Mastigamoebida; Endamoebidae. The record is from RefSeq and is a predicted model, not a curated record. The coding region runs from base 1 to 420 and encodes 139 amino acids. The transcript is spliced from 2 exons.
AUGAAAGAAAAUAAAAUUCAAAUUGAGUCACGUAAUGGUCUUUUCCUUCCAAAACUACCUCCUAAAAUAAAAGAAAUAAAUGAAACAACAUCAAACAAAUUCUUUGAAUUAAAAAAUAUGGAGAUGACUGAUGACGCUCUUGGAGAAGUUUGUCAAAUGCUUAAUUGGACUUCAUUUUCUUUUGACGAGUACAUGGAAGGAUUAAUGGCUCCUAUUCCUUUGCAACAACCAAUUUAUAAAGAGCCUAAGUUAUCAGAUUUAGUAAAUUUAGAUGAAAACACAGAAGAGAUUGAUGUUAUAUCUCUUCCUGAAAAUUUUUGUCAAAUUCUUGAAGAAGAUUUUUAUUCAACAACGAAAGUAAAAAAACCAACAAGCUAUCCCCCUGCAUUACCUAAAACUAAACGUAUUUAUUUUGAUUAA